This is a messenger RNA of Aspergillus versicolor CBS 583.65, 1240 nucleotides long. It is a transcript of the gene aspf4, whose product is annotated as allergen Asp F4. Bases 4 to 939 code for a protein of 311 amino acids. Lineage: Eukaryota; Fungi; Ascomycota; Eurotiomycetes; Eurotiales; Aspergillaceae. Gene Ontology annotation, molecular function: IgE binding. The record is from RefSeq and is a predicted model, not a curated record. The transcript has a single exon. Gene Ontology annotation, cellular component: extracellular region.
CGCAUGCACGGCCACGAUCGCCGUCAUGCCGCUCACCACGCACGCGAGGAGAAGCGUGAGGUCGGUGACGUUGUCACCGCUACGAUUGACGGAAAGAUUGCCACCUGGGUCAAUGAGUACGCUGGUGGUGGUGCCGAUGCUGCCACCGCUACCACAGACUCUGAUGCCGCUGCCGCUACUGCUGAGACCAGCACCACCGACGCUGCUGACGCCGCCGCUACUACUACCGAGACUUCUGACGAUCUCCCCGAAGUUUCAAGCGUUUCAUCUGCCCCUGGCCAUUGCGGCAACUGGCACGAAAAGUCUGACGAGUACUCCCGUGAGGGAUUCGGUCUAUCCACCCUGUCUAACGGCCUCGAGUACAUCAAAUACAUCGGAAACAUUGGGAACCCCUGGGGUAGCAACAUGAUUGACGUCGAAGCCGACAAGGCCUGCAAGUACCAGAACGUCGUCAGAUUCGAGGGCAGUCAGACCGACCCCUGGACCAUUGUCUUCUGGAACAACUACGGUCCCACUCGCAAGAUGGACGGCUGGUACGGACAUUCUGCCCUCAAGCUCACUCUUGAACCCGGUGAUGUCAAGUACGUGGCCUUCGACGACGAUUCCCAGGGUGGAUGGAGUGCCGCUAAGGGUGAAACCAUUCCUGUUGAUGCCAAUGGUGGUUACUCUGCCACUUGGGGUGAAUUUGACUUUGCCAGUGACAAGAAUGACGGCUGGUCUGGUUUUGAUGUCUCGUGUAUCCAGGCUCAGAACGCCAACCAGGAAGUCCAGGGCAUGAAGAUCUGUGAACAUGGGGGCGAGCAGUGCUCUUACGUUACCAAGCUCGCUAAGAAGGUGAAGGACGCCUACACCUCCGCCGAGACUGGCUUGAACGGCAUCGGUGGCAAGGUGCAACAUAAGCCCGUCCGUCUCGUCGUCAACCUCGACUACGACGAAUAAGCCAUCAACUUUCUUGGGUUUUGGCGCUUGUCGUUUUAUUCUUGGUCUGCCUUUCGCGUUUAUACUCCCUAUCAAUUUAUCUUCUCUUGGAUCCUAGCAGCUUAGGAGCACGCUCUUAUACCUACGAUUCUUUCUUUUGGCUUUGUAAAUAGAAUUAUACCACUUUGCUCUUCUAGUCGAUAUUAACGUUAUGUACAUUCUGCCUACAUGGUUUUCCUUCCACGACAUGAUCAUAUGUCAUCUAGAUGUACAUAAUCACAAAUCCAACCUCCGCUAGAAGCAUCAGAACCUUCCAAGUCCC